This is a messenger RNA of Ilyonectria robusta, 1584 nucleotides long. Its product is annotated as adenylate cyclase associated N terminal-domain-containing protein. NCBI's taxonomy places the organism in Eukaryota, Fungi, Ascomycota, Sordariomycetes, Hypocreales, Nectriaceae. The transcript is spliced from 5 exons. Gene Ontology annotation, biological process: regulation of adenylate cyclase activity; cytoskeleton organization. The coding region runs from base 1 to 1584 and encodes 527 amino acids. The record is from RefSeq and is a predicted model, not a curated record. Gene Ontology annotation, molecular function: adenylate cyclase binding; actin binding. Gene Ontology annotation, cellular component: cytoplasm.
AUGGCGGCUACGAACCACAUGCACAACCUGACUACGCUCAUCAAGCGCCUCGAAGCUGCAACAUCCCGACUCGAGGAUAUUGCCUCCUCCACCGAUGUCCCUAACGAUAUCACUGCGUCGAACCCCCCCAUCGCUUCUCCUUCCGUAGCUACCGCCAUCUCCACGCCUCCCGCCGCCCCUGCGCCGCCCAAGCCGGCUGCCGAGGCCAUUCCCGAAUCCAUCGAGGAAUUCGACAACUUUCUCAGCUCCGCCGUCGACAAAUAUGUAAAGCUCAGCAACCAGCUCGGGGGCCUCGUCGCUCAACAGGCCGCAUUGGUCCACAAGGGACUCCAAGAACAACGCAAGUUCCUCCUAAUUUCCACUAAAGCCAAGAAGCCCGACCUUUCUGGCCCGGACAUGGUUGCGUAUCAGGAGCUUCUCAAGCCCAUCAACGAAGCUCUGAUGGCUGUCACAGACCUGAAGGAUAAGAACCGCCCUGACCCCAUGUAUACACAACUCAGCACCGUCGCCGACGGCAUCAUGGUCCUGGCAUGGGUCACUGUUGAUAGCCGCCCCUACAAGCAUGUAGAGGAAUGUCUUGGAUCGGCGCAAUUUUUUGGAAACAGGGUCCUCAAAGAGCAGAAGGACAAGGAUGCCAAGCAAGUUGAGUGGGUUCAGGCAUUCUACCAACUCUUCCGCGAUCUGGCCGACUACGUCAAGCAAUAUUUCCCCAGUGGUAUCACUUGGAACCCCAACGGCAGCUCAGCCCAGGAAGUCGGCAAGUCUCUCUCUGCUGACCCUAGCCCACCUGCUGCCCCUGCCCCUUCAGCCGGAGGUCCGCCGCCUCCGCCGCCUCCUCCCCCCGGCCCGCCCCCGGUUCUGGAUAUCAAGGCCGAACCGGCCCCUGCUGCGGCGCCGGGCGGUAUUGGAGCUGUCUUCUCUGAGCUGAACAAGGGCGAGUCCGUUACAAAAGGCCUCCGAAAAGUAGAAAAGUCCGAGAUGACGCACAAGAACCCGUCUCUUCGCGCAAGCUCAACUGUAUCGGACCGCGAUGGUUCGUCUCGCGGUAAGAGCCCGGCACCCGGCAAGAAGCCCAAGCCUGAGAGCAUGCGACUCAAGAAGCCGCCCAAGAAGGAGCUCGAAGGAAACAAAUGGACAAUUGAAAACUACGAAAAGGAGGCGCAGCCGAUAGAGAUUGAGGCGUCUCUGACGCAAUCGGUUCUUAUCAGCCGAUGCAACAACACCACCAUCAUUGUCAAGGGCAAAGCGAACCAGGUUAUGGUGGAGAACUCGACCCGACUGUCCCUCAUUGUUGAUACCCUCGUCUCGACCGUAGACGUGGUCAAGGCACAAAACUUUGCUCUUCAGGUUAUGGGCACUAUCCCAACCGUCAUGAUGGACCAAAUCGAUGGCGCCCAGAUCUACUUUAGCAAGGAGAGCACCGGUACCAAGAUUUUUACGAGCAAGUCUGCUGGCAUCAACCUCAAUGUCAUUUCUGGCCCCGACGAGGACUACAAGGAGGUGCCCUUGCCGUCACAGAUUUGUUCCUACUUCGAUGAGGAAAAGAACGAUCUGGUCAAUGAGAUUGUGGCUCAUUCCGGCUAA